CACAAAGCAAUUCCGUCUGCUAAAGCUUUUUAGGGCACUGCUCGGUGGUCGCCACUACGCUCGGGACUCGGCCGCCCCAAGGAAAAAAGUCGCGCACUUUCCUAUUCUAUCUCCUACGGCGUACCUCCGACCAUUGGCCAGGCAAUGAUCGCCGGCCGGAGUUGAUCGGAGUUUCGCUUACCAGCGGCGGAGAUUUCGAGGUGAAACACCGGAGAUCCUGGAAUGCGAGUGAGUAGAGAGGUGCCUGAAGAGGGGAUCUGAUCUGUCGUUGCUCAGAACUACUAGUCCUGUUUAUCCUUGCUUUGAUUUGGGAGAUUUGAACUUGGGAUUAUGGAGGGACGGGGGUGGAGAUCCGCCUUGUCGAUUGCGCUUGUUUUGGUGCUUUUGGCGUGGCCUGCGGCGGCGGGGAACACGCCCGCGGAAAUGGUAGCCGUUGGGCCGAAGCGGCAUGCGUACGCUGCGAUGAUGUAUAUGGGUACGCCGCGAGACUAUGAGUUUUAUGUCGCGACGAGGGUGAUGAUGAGAUCCCUUUCGAAACUUAGGGUUGAUGCCGAUCUUGUCGUCAUUGCUUCUGUUGAUGUCCCGAUUGAAUGGGUUCAGGCCAUGAAAGAGGAGGACAUGGUGAAAGUUGUGACAGUGGAGAACUUGAAGAAUCCAUAUGAGCAGCAGAAAAACUUCAACGUUAGAUUUAAACUUACGCUAAACAAACUUUAUGCCUGGAGUUUAGUGGAUUAUGACCGAGUUGUCAUGUUGGAUUCCGACAAUCUGUUCCUUCAAGGCACGGAUGAACUCUUUCAGUGUGGUCAAUUCUGUGCCGUUUUCAUCAACCCAUGUAUCUUCCAUACUGGUCUUUUUGUUCUUCAGCCUUCUAUGACUGUGUUUAAUGACAUGCUUCAUGAGUUGCAAGUCGUCCGCAGUAAUCCUGACGGUGCCGAUCAGGGAUUCCUUGCCAGUUAUUUCCCCGAUUUACUCGACCGGCCAAUGUUCCAUCCGCCCGUCAACAACACAAAGCUGGUCGGCACCUACCGUCUUCCUCUCGGAUAUCAAAUGGAUGCUUCCUAUUACUAUCUUAAGCUUCGCUGGAGCAUUCCAUGUGGUCCUAACAGCGUCAUAACAUUCCCAAGCGCUCCUUGGUUGAAGCCAUGGUAUUGGUGGUCAUGGCCUGUUCUUCCAUUGGGGUUUUCAUGGCAUGAGCAGCGGAGAAAGAACCUCGGCUAUGCUCCGGAGCUUCCAAUCAUGCUCAUCCAGGCUGCAAUAUAUGUUGGGAUAAUAGCCAUCACCCGCCUAGCUCGGCCGAAUCUGUCGAAGCUGUGCUAUAACCGGCGGUCCGAGAAGAGCCUUACCUUCAUCCACUCCAUGUAUAAGGUGGUAGUCAUGUGGUCCAUAAUAGCAGCCUACACAGUUCCCUUCUUUCUCAUUCCCAGAACCAUUCAUCCUGUUCUCGGCUGGUCGCUUUAUCUGCUCGGCGUGGCAGCUCUCGCCUCCAUCGCCAUCAACUCGUUCCUACUCGCUCCACUGCCAGUCUUAACUCCGUGGUUCGCGAUACUCGGCGCGCUUGGGGUGAUGGCAAAUCCAUGGUACUCCGACGGCGUCGUGAGGGCGCUGGCAGUUUUCGCAUUCGCAUUUUGCAGCGCACCGGUGAUAUGGAUCCAAUUGUCGAAGGUUAUGAGCAGCCUCCAGAUGCUGGUUGAUAGAGAGGCUUUCUUCACCAGAUUGGGUGAGUCUGGACAGAUGUCUGAAAUUAACAAAUUAUAUUGAAGAUAAAGUGGUGAAAGUUGUUUUAGUCUGAAAUGAAAGAUUCAAUAUAUAGAUAUAUAUCCAUUCAUUUAGAUGAUUUUCGGUAUGAUGGUAAUUAGUUGGAAUUACUGGAGCUUUUGUGCUUUGAGGUGGGUAGGGUGGGAGAGAAAAUGGGUGGUAUUACUGCUCUGUGGCUGUUUUUACCCGUUGGAAAUACAAAAGCUGAUAUUCUUUUGAUAACU
Phalaenopsis equestris is the source of this 1979-nucleotide messenger RNA. RefSeq names its product putative glucuronosyltransferase PGSIP8. NCBI's taxonomy places the organism in Eukaryota, Viridiplantae, Streptophyta, Magnoliopsida, Asparagales, Orchidaceae. The transcript has 4 exons. The record is from RefSeq and is a predicted model, not a curated record. Gene Ontology annotation, molecular function: glycosyltransferase activity. The coding region runs from base 331 to 1758 and encodes 475 amino acids.